GGUGGAGCCGAAGAAGAAAUCUUCGACAAUGACUGGUGUUUAUUAUUUUGAAGAAAUAGACAGGAUUUUCAAUGAUAAUACUGAAAUUGAAGAAUUUGAUAUUAUUCCUGCAAUGAGACCGGAAAGUAAGAGUUGCUGCCCUUAUGUUCUUGAUGAAAAUAAACUUGGAAUCUUUUCUUGGUGUGUGAAAGAUCUAUUCUGUUAUGUUUAUCGUCAGUUAAUGGAAAAGAAACGAUGGAAAUGUAUUGAAAGAACGGAAGAAGGUGUUUAUAUAAUGAAAUUGAGUCGGAUUGCACUGCUUCUACAUGCAGAGGAUUAUACAAUAUGGAACUUACGGAAGUGCUGUAUAACAAAGCAGAUAGAAAAACAGGCGAAGAUGGAAUUGGACUUUAGUGCCUUGGUUUUGAGAAAACAUCCACGAAGUGCGGAGACAUUCUCUCACAGACGUUGGCUCAUAAACCUACUACAAAGGCUGCAAGAAAAGUUGUUGAAAACACCACAAUUUUGCCAGCAGGAAUUAGAAUUGUCUCUGCUGUGCGCUGAUAGAUAUCGUGAUAAUUAUAUUACCUGGGAUCACAGGUGCUGGGUGGUUGAAAACUUUAUGUUGGACAAGAUAACAUGGUUUGAAGAAGAGUUAAACUCUACGAAAAACUGGUUAUGGUCUCAUGUGUCAGACAACUGUGUUUAUCAUUUUCGCGAACAACUGUUAAAGAAGCUUGCAGCUUUCUGCUCAUUGGAAAAGAUGAGAGAACUUUUGUUGGCAGAAUUCAAAUUAACAGAUGAAAUUAUAAACCAUUAUGCUGUGUUUGAGACAGUUUGGUAUCACAGGCAAUUCAUUAUAAGCUUCUGGUCAACUAAAUUUCAACUUUGUCAUUCCUGCCUUAUCACCUGGGGAAAUACUGGAGAUCAAAUGUCAGACAAAUUUAAACUCCUAAAAGAUUCGGAAAAUAAACUAAAUAGUAUGAGCUGCCAAUCUUGCGGACAUUUGGAUAAAAAUGAUGUAAUAUCUAUUACAAAUGAGAUGAAAUUUUGUCGACAGAUAAUCUUACAAAAUAAUGACCAUUCACCCAAGCUCAUUCGUCAGUCAGCACUUGCAAAGUCUCAUGUUACAUGGAUGCGUUUUUUUGUAAGAAAAUAUUACAAGAAUCUUCAGAAUAAUGUUUUAUUAACGAUUGUAUGUAUGACUAUUAUUUUCACAAUAUGGUAAUAUAUAAGUCAAUU
Messenger RNA from Dendronephthya gigantea, 1221 nucleotides. RefSeq names its product protein prenyltransferase alpha subunit repeat-containing protein 1-like. The record is from RefSeq and is a predicted model, not a curated record. Gene Ontology annotation, cellular component: cytoplasm. The transcript has 7 exons. NCBI's taxonomy places the organism in Eukaryota, Metazoa, Cnidaria, Anthozoa, Malacalcyonacea, Nephtheidae. Bases 29 to 1207 code for a protein of 392 amino acids. Gene Ontology annotation, molecular function: protein prenyltransferase activity. Gene Ontology annotation, biological process: protein prenylation.